AUGUGGUCUGAGGCUUUACUUUUUACUGGCCAAGGUAACCACAAAGAAGUGUUGGACUUGUCAUUAUCUCUGCAAGAUUACCAACUCCAAGAAGUAACCUUGUAUGCAAAGCAAGGCCAGAGUCUGAGCUCAGCUCUGAGUUCCCAGGACAUAAUGGUCCUGCAGCGUCAAGAGGAGCGUCGACGUCAUCAAGCGAAGCAAAGUAUCUUCGGGUUCAUGUUCAAGAAGUCUUCGAAAGAGAGCUCGUCGGUGAGCACCGAGAGCGGGAGCUACGGGGCAAGAAGUGUUUCUCCCGCGAGAAGCGACGACACUGGAAGAAGCAUAAGUCCCCUGGUCGCCCCGGUCCCGACAAGGCCACUGAGAAAAAGACGACCUGCGCCCAACCCUCCGUCUCGUCAAUCUGCGUCGAGGGAAAACGAUGUGGUUAACGCCAAGACUAAUAACAAAGAUUGUGAGACCACUGAGGACAAGCUGGUAAUAACUCACAGUCGUAAUAGCAGUGACAGCUCCGGCUACCACGAGGCUUCAGUCCUCAGUGAUAAUCCGGAUUCUGCUGGUAGAAUGCCGGAAACUCUGCCCAGGAGAGCUCGCCCGCCCAGCAGCAAGUUGGAGCCGCGAAAACUCGCUUUGACUUCCCAGGCCAGCAAGAGUCUCUGUAAUUUAGCGAUUAGUUCUGGUGGGCUUAGUCAUGCUAAUAGUAAUACAUCAUUAAGCUCAACUGGUAUUAGAAAGAAACGAGCAGCGCCUCCGCCGCCGGUGAGUAGGCCACUGUCCUCGGCGAUAUCAUCACAAGCCUUGGAGCGUAUUGUUGACUCAGAGGAGUCUCUAACUUCGGACAUGGGUGUAUCGAAGCCUCCGUCAGAUAUUGCUGCGUCAGAAACAGAAACUCACUCGAAAGCAAACUCGGACAUUGUAGUCACCAGUGUUAGUCAUACCAUUAAGACCAGCGAUUUCAACUUUGACAGUCUUCCUAAACGGGACCUUGUUAAAUUGUCUAAAGACAGUAGCCAGAUAGAUAGAGAUGCUUUUGAGCCCGUCAAAAAAGCGCCAAUACCUAUUGAAGUCUCUGUAGUUAUUGAGAAAAAAUUCUCUACUCCUGUUGAAAAAAUAGCUCCUGUUCCUGCUGAAGCUAUAUACCAAGAAAAUAAUUAUGUAGAGGCUAGAGUUAAAAGAGGUAAGUUUGUUCGUAGUAAAAAAAGUUUUGAUGAUAAUGAAAUAGCUUUUAGUUUUAUAUCGCAAAAUUCUUAUGAAAAAAUUUUUGAACAAGAAAUUAUUGAAAAUAAUAAUAAUAAUAAUAAUAAUUUUAGUGGAAAAAAAUCAAUAGAUAGAGAUAAGUUUAAUUAUUUUGAAAAUGAUAACAAGAUUAAAUUAAAAUUAGAUAAAAAUUAUCAAGACAGAAGAAAAAAUUUGUUAAAAAUAUCUAAUAUAAAAUUAGAUAACCGGACAAGUGACAAAUUAAAUAAAGAUAAAAAUAAUCGGACGGUUAAAUAUUCACGUAGCUUUAAUUCAAGCGAUUGUAAUCAAAAGAGGAGCAAAGAUCGAGUUGUAGGUGUCAGUGACCUUAAAUUAGAAGAAGAUCCGGCGAUUAAAAGAGCUAAUAAUAAUAAUAAUAAUAAUAAUAAUAAUAAUAAUAAUAAUAAUAGUUUAUUAAAAUUAAAUGGUGGUGGAAUGAGAACGAGAAAGUCAAACUCAAUAUCUGAGUAUGAUGUUUUUAAAAACAAUUCAUCAUCGCGACUGAGUAAUUUAGAGAUUUUAGACACCGUACCUCCGUCUAUCACUGAGAAACCUGUUGACAUUAAAAAAGCACCGGUUGGUACUGCUGAAGACAUUAUUCCCAGUGAUAUAAAAGGCAUCCCGUCAUUUCCGUUAUCUAAUAAAUCAAAUGUUAAUAUUGGUAUUAAUAAUAAAUUGAGCAUACUUAAACCGCCGCCUCCUGGGCUGGUCAGCCGCCAGGAGUCUAAUGAAAAUUGGAAUAACUUUAUUAAUAGAUUGAAUUUUAUAUUAGACACUGGAAUUGCACCUACUCCUAAACCACGUAAUAAAGUGCCAGUAGUUCCAAAGCGUGUAAGCUCAGCUUUGUCAGCAAAGACCGCUAGCGAAAUAGAACAAAGUUUACCGACGACUAACGAAGACAAUGACCAGGAGUCGAAAAUAAAAAAUAAUCCUGAAACUGAGGAAGAAAUAAAGGAAAAUUAUGACCCUGUAACUUUAAAUGUUGCUGGAGUAACUAGUAAGAGCUCGAGUGCAUUAAAUUCGGAUCUCUCCUCGAGAUCGCCGGAUAUGGAAGCUGCUGGUAGAACAAAACUGGACAUAGAAAGCCCUUGGAAUGCAUUGUCUAGCAGCAACACGCCUAACGAAGAACAAUAUCACCCAUUUAUAACCACUGGCACUAAUUUAAGUCUACCUAUGGAAAAUUUAACACACUCUACCCAGCCCGAGGAAGGGGAACACUGUAGUCAAGGAACAGGGAAAGCAGGGAAUGAAAGUCAAACCGAAAUCGAUCGUCUGCUAGAAAAAGUAUCAACAACUCUGGCCAGCGUUAUUCCAUCUGAGGAGCGAGCCAAGUCCAGUGAAAUAAAACCCACUGAUCCGGAAAAAAUCUCUGAAUUAAAUAAAACUCAAGAUAAUUCAUCACCAAACAACAAAAACAACAAUGAAAAUUCAGAUGUCCAAAACUCCACUUAUAAUUCACAGCAAGACACUUCAGACUAUGUAUCAGCAAACGGAGAAGAUUUAUCAGCUACAGAUUGGGAGUAUCAAUUGCCAGACCCACCUUCUGCAUUUCGGGAUGAGACAGGAUCGCUGGAUGGCUACGACACAAUAACACUGCGCUCUGUAGAAGCAUUCAAGGACCCGAUUGCCAUUGAUGUAGAUACUGAUAAAGCUAUCAAGAAAUUAGAUCGCGUCCUAGAUAAUUUCGAGGAUAAAAAACCAGAAGAGCUUUCUGUAGAAAAUAACAGCGUCGAGUUAAGAAGAAAUGUAAUUACCGAAUUGGAGAGCAAGAUUGAAAACGGCUGUUUAAAUCAAACUAACAAGCCGUCUGAUGAGUCAAGAAAAUCUUCUAUUGAAACAUCUACACCCAAAGUUGCUCCAAUUGAAAAUACUUUGCCGAAUUUUACAAUUACAACUUAUGCGAGACAAAAAAGCUUGAAUAUUUUUCAUUCUAAAAAUUCGACGUCAAAAAAUGAGGAGAGAAUUGUUAAAACUUUUGCAACUUUAUCAAGAAAUAUUAAUGGGAAUUCAAUUUCUAAAUUUAAUAAUAAUAAUAAUAAUAAUAAUAAUAAUAAUAAUAAAGAUUUUCAAAUUGAAGAAAAAAAAUUACCUGAUAAAGAAAAAGAAUUUUUAACCAAUCCAGUGCACCGUUCAAAAAGUUACAUUGUUUUGACAAAUAAUUCCAAGUACCGAGAAUUUAAAACCAUUGAUGUGGUUGACAGUAGCAAUAAUAAUAAUAAUAAUAGUAUGAUUAAAGCAACAAGUGUCACUAAUUUAAAUCACAACACUUGUGAGACUAACGGCACCCAAGAAGAUACCAAGCCGGCUAAUAACUCAAAAUUAUUAUCAAAAAAUCCCCAAGACCGAGAAUUGCAAUCCGUCCAAUUACUAAAGAGUAUUUUGCCGCAAUUAAAAAGCACUCUGGAUGAUAAUCAAGGUGAGAAUAAGACUAAGGAUAUUGAUGAUAAAUCCGGACAAGCGAGCCAAGUUAAAUUGAGCGACGAUAAAUCUGGAGAAAAUGAAUCUCCAGUACGGAAAUCAGAAGAGAUAAAGCGUUACAGGUACACCGGACCACCUGCAAUAAGUCUCGGUAGUUGGUCAGAACGUCCUCGUGCUAAUGUCCAGAUAAAAAUGGACACUGAUUAUAAAUUUGGCGCUAAUACAAAUACCAGCGGUAAUAAAACACUUGUUAAUUUAAACAGCCCGAGUGACAACGUCGGGUCUAAUAAUUGUAGUAAUUAUGUUAAAACUUUACCAAAGAAUAUCAAGAGUAAUUUUGAUUGUAAUAAAGUUAAUGCGUUCUCUGGAGGCAAUAAUAAUAUUAAUAAUAAUAAUAAUAAUAAUAAUGGUAAUAAUGAAGACUCGGAAUUUAAGAGGUUUAAUAUUGCAAAAUUACAUACGAGAACGAAAGACGAGGACAAACCGGUCGUAACAAAUGUCGAACUGAAGAAAUCUCAUAAUGACAAACCGGAAUUUAAAGUCACUGAUGAUGAUGAUAAUAAAAUUGAUACCAGACCGGUUAAUUUUAAAGAACUAACUCAAGCUUUCGGUAAAGUUAAUUUAAGAUCUAAAAAUAAUUCUAAGUAUAAUUCAGUUAAUCGUUACUCGGAUAUUUUUGACGGAAGGUCCAGUGUUGAGGCAGCUAAUAAUAAAAAUCCAAUUAAAGUGUCUGCUGCUAAUGGACCCUUCAAACCUCCCACUGUAAAUUCAAAUGGCUUGGUUAAAAAGUACACCUCUGUUGUUGACAUUGAUCACCAGUUUACUAAUGGGCAGAAAAAAUUUAACAACUCCAUUACUAAGUUAAACGGUCCCGCGACGGCUCCCAAGGGGUUCAAAGUUCAGGCCAAUAAAAUUUCACAGGUGCCUCUACCCCCGACGAUGCCAAUUAUUACUGGAGUAACGCUAAAGAAUAACAAUAAUUGUCCCACCAGGCCUGUGUCAAUGCCGGUUGGUAAAGACUCCCGGGAUCAGCUGCUGGAGUCUAUUCGGUGUUUCGGACGAGAUAAAUUGAGGAACGUCAGCACGGUUUCUUGA
Molecule: messenger RNA, 4746 nt
Organism: Cotesia congregata
Lineage: Eukaryota; Metazoa; Arthropoda; Insecta; Hymenoptera; Braconidae
Source: the annotation of a GenBank genome assembly